CUGUCAGUCGCAGUCGAUCAGUUGUCACCCGAUUGUCAAAAGGUGACAGUCGCAGUCAUGGCCGAGUUGAUUGCGGUGCCGUUGAAGAAGUCCGCGGACGUAGAACUAGUAAAACCAUUGCGGAAUCUGCUGCAGAACACCUAUGAAGGCGCAGAGGACUGCACGGACUCGCUGACGGAGCUGGCGCGGCUGCGCUCCGACGCGAUAUGGAAGGUGUACGACAGGGCCUCGCUCGACGUUCUCUACAGCUACUACGACCAGCUGGCGUCGCUGGAGGAGAAGGUGCCGCCGCAGGAGGUGCAGAUCCCCUUCAAGUGGAAGGAUGCCUUUGACCGGGGAUCUCUCUUCGGGGGAAGGAUCAGUCUUACUGUGAGCUCGCUGGCAUAUGAGCAUGUGUGCAUCCUGUUCAACAUCGGAGCCCUGCAGAGUGUGCUGGCCUCCCAGCAGCCACUCGACACCGAGGACUCGCUCAAGCUGGCCACCAAGCUGCUGCAGCAAGCGGCAGGCGUGUUCUCGCACUUGAAGGGAUCAGUGAUGGGCGCCGUGCACCAGGAGCCCACGCCCGACCUGCAGCCCGACACGCUGCAAGCCCUCGCGGCGCUCAUGCUCGCUCAGGCGCAGGAGGUCAUCGCAUACAAGUGCAUCCGAGAUGAGAUGAAAGAGGGCAUGGUGGCGCGGGUCUGUGCGCAAUGCGAGGAGCUAUACACAGACGCACUGCGCAUGAUCAACCGGGAGCCGCAGCGGGCGCUGUUCGACCGCGAGUGGUCCGCCAUCAUAACAGCAAAACAGAUGGCGUUCCGCGGCCUGACCCAACUCUUCCAGGGCAUGGUCUGCCGCACCAACAAAGCAGUAGGCGAGGAGAUAUCUCGUCUCCAGGUGGCCGUGGAACAGCUCAAAGGAGCCCUGGGCAGGCUGCCGCAGGCGCCCCUGCUGUCGGAGCAGCUCACUAAGGCCAUGAGAUUCCUAGCGGAAGCCACCAAAGACAACGACUUCAUCUACCACGAGCGCAUCCCGGACGCGCGUCAGCUGGAGCCCGUGCCCCGCGCCGCCGUGGCCAAGGCGCUGCCGCCGCCCGCGCGCUGGGGGCCCGCGCCGCCCGCGCGCCGGGACCUGUUCGCGGCGCUGCUGCCCGCCGCCGCGCACCGCGCGCUGCAGGCCGCCGCCGCCAGGCGGGCCGAGGCCGUCAAUGCUGAGGUGAACAAGCUCCGCGAGGCCACCCAGCUCCUCAACAGCAUCCUGGCCUCCCUGAACCUCCCCGCCUGCGUCGAGGAACAAGACUCGGGGGAGCUGCCCGAGUCUAUCCGGAGCAAGGCGGCCGCCGUGCGCGCGGCCGGCGGCCCGGGAGCUUUACGAGCCCUGAUGGAGGAGUUGCCGCAACUGUUGCAGCGAAACAGGGACAUUUUAGACGAGGCGGAGCGCAUGCUGCGCGAGGAGGAGGAGGCGGACGCGGCGCUGCGCAGCCAGUUCGGCGCGCGCUGGGGCCGCACGCCCUCGCCGCAGCUCACCGAGGCCUUCCGCGCCAACGCCGCCAAGUACCGGCAGAUCAUCGACAACGCCGUGCGAGCCGACGCCAUCGUGCAGCAGAAGUUCGCGCAGCACAAGGAGGACAUCGAGCUCCUCGGGCGCAGCGACGGCGAGAUCACCGCCGGCGUGCCCGAGGCCGCGGGCGGCGGCGGCGGCGCCGGCGCGGGCUCGGCGGCGGCGGAGCUGCGCGCGCUACUGGCAAGGGUGGACACGCUCAAGAAGGAGCGAGACAGCCUCGAGAACGAUCUCAAGGACGUCACUCUUGAUCUCAAGGAUCAGUUCCUGUCGGCGCUGGCGGCGGACGGCGCGCUGGACGAGCCGGCGCUGACGGCGGGCGCGCUGGGCGCCGCGCUGGCGCCGCUGCAGCGCCGCGCCGCCGCACUGCAGCAGCAGCAGGACGCGAUAGUAGCCGAGAUCCAGGGCGCGCACGCGCGCUUCGCGGCGGCCGGCGGCGGCGGCGGCUCGCGCGGCGCAGCCCUGGGCCGCCUGUGCGCCGCGCACGACGCCUACGCAGACCUCACCAACAACCUCAAGGAGGGCGUCAAGUUCUACAACGACCUCACGCAGCUGUUGGUGACCUUCCAGAACAAGAUCUCCGACUUCUGCUUCGCGCGGCGCACCGAGAAGGAGGAGCUGCUCAAGGACCUGACGCAGGACGCCUCCAGGGUGUGUCGCCCCGCGCCAGACCCCCCGCAAGCGCCCGCCCAAGAGCCAAGCGCGGUAGCGCGGAAGGACCCUCCGCCGCGGCCGCCGCCGCCGAGCGCGGCCCCCGCCGCCCCGGCAGCCCCCGCGGCGGCAGCUCUCCCCUACCCCAUGCAGCCGCAAGGCAUGCCGCUCCCGUACGGCGCGGCUCCGUUCUACUACGCCGCCCCCAUGCCGACCGGCUACAACCCGUACGCCACCCUGCCCUACCCGCACCACGCCCCGCGCCUCCCCUCGCAGCCCUACCAGCCCUACCAGCACCCGCCGGCCCCGCAGGGGUACCCGCAACCCCCUCCCCAUGGCUACAACCCCUAUGGCACACAGUAGAAGCAACUGCAGGACCUAGACCACCUAGAAUGAAGCUGGAAUACUGCGACGGACGGAGCCC
Messenger RNA from Cydia amplana, 2614 nucleotides. It is a transcript of the gene ALiX, whose product is annotated as programmed cell death 6-interacting protein. The coding region runs from base 58 to 2553 and encodes 831 amino acids. NCBI's taxonomy places the organism in Eukaryota, Metazoa, Arthropoda, Insecta, Lepidoptera, Tortricidae. The transcript is spliced from 15 exons. Gene Ontology annotation, biological process: mitotic cytokinesis; multivesicular body sorting pathway. Gene Ontology annotation, molecular function: protein binding. Gene Ontology annotation, cellular component: endosome. The record is from RefSeq and is a predicted model, not a curated record.